This is a messenger RNA of Amaranthus tricolor (Joseph's coat), 3945 nucleotides long. Its product is annotated as importin subunit beta-1-like. Gene Ontology annotation, molecular function: small GTPase binding; nuclear import signal receptor activity. Gene Ontology annotation, biological process: protein import into nucleus. Bases 191 to 2800 code for a protein of 869 amino acids. The transcript has 3 exons. The record is from RefSeq and is a predicted model, not a curated record. Lineage: Eukaryota; Viridiplantae; Streptophyta; Magnoliopsida; Caryophyllales; Amaranthaceae. Gene Ontology annotation, cellular component: cytoplasm; nucleus.
AUAAAAAACUUUUGGUUUCAGCUGUUUUACAACCUGCGUUUCUCUGUCUUCCCUCUCUUGUUUCUCUCUCUCCUAGGGUUUCAAAAGCGCCGUUUUUGGGGAAAAUUUUUUUCAUAGGAUCGGUGACUGAUAAGUGAUUAUUCUCUAUCGCUUGCUCUCUAUUCAAUCCUAUUGAAAUCUCAGAUAUUUUAUGGUGAUGGAAAUCACCCAGGUACUUUUAAAUGCUCAAUCAGUUGAGGCAGAUAUCCGAAAGCAAGCCGAAGAUGGUCUGAAUACUUUUCAGGAACAGAAUUAUCCGAGCUUCUUGCUAUCGUUAGCUGGAGAGCUAGCCAAUGAAGAGAAGCCAGCUGAAUCAAGGAAGUUGGCUGGGCUUGUUCUUAAAAAUGCAGUGGAUGCAAAGGAUUCACAUAGGAAGUAUGAGCUUGUACAGAAAUGGAUGUCUUUAGAUGCGGGAUUAAAGAAUCAGAUUAAGGCAUGCUUGUUACAGUCCCUUGCUUCGCCUGUUCAUGAUGCUCGUUCAACUACAUCUCAAGUUAUUGCUAAGGUCGCUGGUAUUGAGUUACCCCAAAAACAGUGGCCGGAGCUGAUUGGAUCAUUGCUGGGAAAUAUUCACCAACUUCCUCCUCAUGUCAAGCAAGCAACUUUGGAGACGCUUGGAUAUAUGUGCGAGGAGGUAUCUCCAGAUGUAGUAGACCAGGAUCAAGUAAAUAAAAUCCUCACUGCAGUUGUUCAGGGUAUGAAUGCCAAUGAAACGAACAAUGAAGUUAGGCUUGCUGCUACAUAUGCAUUAUAUAAUGCUUUAGGCUUUGCUCAGGCUAAUUUUAAUAAUGAUAUGGAGAGAGAUUAUAUUAUGAGAGUUGUCUGUGAGGCAACAUUAUCUCCUGAUUUGAAGAUACGGCAGGCAGCUUUUGAAUGUCUGGUUGCUAUUUCUUCUACUUACUAUGAGAAGCUAGCUCCUUACAUGCAGGACAUCUUCAAUAUAACUGCAAAAGCUGUGAGAGAAGAUGAAGAGCCAGUUGCUCUUCAAGCCGUUGAGUUUUGGAGCUCAAUCUGUGACGAGGAGAUCGAUAUUCUUGAAGAAUACGGAGGUGAUUUUACGGGUGACUCUGAGAUUCCUUGCUUUUAUUUUAUUAAGCAGGCUCUCCCUGCAUUGGUACCUUUGUUGCUGGAGACACUCCUCAAGCAAGAGGAGGAGCAAGAUCAGGAUGAGGGAGCUUGGAAUAUUGCUAUGGCAGGGGGUACUUGCCUUGGGCUUGUUGCACGAACUGUGGGAGAUGAUAUUGUGCCUCUUGUGAUGCCAUUUAUUGAAGAGAAUAUCACAAAGCCAGAUUGGAGGCAGAGAGAGGCUGCCACCUAUGCAUUUGGUUCAAUUUUGGAGGGCCCUUGCCCUGAAAAGUUGACAGCAAUUAUCAAUAUUGCUUUGAACUUUAUGCUCGUUGCGCUGACAAAAGAUCCUAACAGUCAUGUCAAAGACACCACAGCUUGGACUCUUGGUAGAAUUUUUGAAUUUCUUCAUGGAUCACUUAUGGAGACUGAAAUUAUCACAAAUACAAACUGCCAGCAUAUUAUUACAGUUUUAUUGGAGGCCAUGAAGGAUACACCUAAUGUUGCUGAAAAGGCCUGUGGGGCUCUCUAUUUCCUUGCACAAGGCUAUGAGGAUGCUAGCUCUUCUUCACCCUUGACUCCAUACUUUCAAGAGAUUGUUCAGUCCCUUCUUACCGUUACACACAGGGAAGAUGCUGGGGAGGCACGCUUGCGAAUUGCCGCUUAUGAAACAUUAAAUGAGGUGGUCAGGUGCUCAACAGAUGAUACUGUUCCCUUGGUUUUGCAGCUAGUUCCUGUCAUCAUGAUGGAGCUUCAGAAAACGCUUGAGUCGCACAAUAUUUCACCAGAUGGGAAACAGGGUGAACUGCAAGGUCUCCUGUGUGGAUGCCUACAGGUUAUAAUUCAAAAAUUGGGGUCAUCUGAGCCAACCAGAACUGUGCUAAUGCAGUAUGCUGAUCAAAUCAUGCAACUCUUCCUUGGUGUUUUUUCUUGUAAUAGUGCUACAGUGCAUGAAGAGGCUAUGCUGGGAAUUGGUGCUCUUGCCUAUGCCGCAGGUCCGGAUUUUGCAAAGUACAUGAAUGAGUUUUAUAAGUAUUUGGAAAUGGGUCUUCAAAACUUUGAAGAAUACCAAGUCUGUGCUGUCACAGUUGGUGUGGUGGGAGAUUUAUGCAGGGCAUUGGAGGAUAAGAUACUGCCUUAUUGUGAUGGUAUUAUGACACAACUCCUUAAGGACUUGUCAAGCAAUCAGCUACAUCGAUCAGUAAAGCCUCCGAUUUUCUCAUGCUUUGGGGAUAUAGCACUUGCAAUAGGCGAGAAUUUUGAGAAGUAUUUGGUGUAUGCCAUGCCAAUGCUUCAAAGCGCUGCAGACUUGUCUGCUCACACAGCUGGUGUUGACGAUGAGAUACUUGAGUACACCAAUCUUUUGCGUAAUGGAAUUUUGGAAGCAUAUUCAGGGAUCCUUCAAGGCUUCAAGAACACUGCAAGAGCCCAGCUUUUACUUCCCUAUGCUCGCCAUAUCCUUUCAUUCGUUGACAGUAUUUACCAAGAGAAAGAUAUGGACGAUGCUGUCAUGAAGACUGCUAUUGGAGUCCUUGGUGACCUUGCAGACACACUUGCAGCUAGUGCAGGUUCUUUAAUUCAGCAGUUUCCAUCAUGCAGGGACUUGCUUCGUGAAUGCUUGUCAUCAGAUGACCAUUCAAUUAAACAAUCAGCUGAAUGGGCCAAGCUGGCCAUUAGUCGAGUGAUUGCCAUUUGAGGCUUGGUCUCCUGUUUGGUAUAUUCUUUUCCUUUUUGAAGUCUCUGCAUGCAUCAGGUGUGUUGAGUUGGGUCUGGGGGUCUGGGAUUGCAUACACAAGUUACAAGCGUCGGGUCGUCACCAGUCGGACAACUGAAGUUGUCAGCCUUCAUGUUGUCGCUAACUCUUGCAUCUGCACGAUGGGUCCGUCGGUCAGGUCAGGUCAAGUCCUUUUGCUUUUGGUUUUUAAGGAGGUCUUGGAUAGUCCGAAACAGUUACAAGGGGCCUCUUCUGGGAAGUUUUAACCUCAUAUUCAGUGCUGAAGAAUAAUGGAGAUGGGUGCGUCUUUGGGUCUUAAUUAUCAAUACCGAGCAUUAUUUCACGCUGAAAGGGCAGUGCCCUGAUUUUGGAUCGAUGAUCCUCUCUCUUAUACUUAAAGAAUUAUCCCUUGAUUGCCUGGUGGUUCCCGUCUUCUCCCAAUGGUACAAUGUAUCUUGGGAAGUCGAAGAUGAUUUCAACAGAGGGUCAAUUCAAGUUUUAAAUGUUAAAAUGAUCACCAGUGGCGUAACAUAGGCAUUUCUUACACAUUUUUUUUCUUCUUUUAGUCUGUCCCCCAUUUUUCGGUCUUUCUGGUUUUCCUCCCAUUUUGAGUCCUGCAUUGUUUUUCAAGCCCAUCACUCUCCAGUCCACCAGUUUGUGUUGCAUUCACGUCUCAUCAUAUUUUACCCUAUAUCUGUAUACUCUCUACAUACGAUGAAAAGCAUCACAUUAUUAUUUUUUUCAUUAUUAUUAUGCAUUUUCAUUGAUAAAUAUUUUUUGGGGUUUAAGCAGUUUUUGCCUAGGCAAUUUGGUUUGAUCGAUUGUUUGCAUACAUGAGCAAGCAUGUUUGCUACUUGGAUUUUGAAGUUGAGUACAGGAAUUUGUUGGUAUAGUUUUUUGUUUAAGGCGAGAUUUAUAAGCAUCCUUAAGAUAUGUCAUAAAUAUAUAUUUUGGACAAGAGGGGAAAUCUUUCUCCAAGUUGUAUGGCGUUAAUUUAUAGUAAAAAUUAUUCGAAGAAGUCUUAGGGUUUUAUUUUCUUUUAUGCUGCCCAGAAUUUACAUGUGAAGUCGGUUCAUGUAAUUCGUUUUUGUUUGUGCCUUUAGUUAAUAGAUAAGAUUCUUUUGAAA